AUGGCUUCUGGCCUCAGCCAUGCAUUAGUUGUAGCUUUGCAGUCCUCAUUGCAGGCAACAACAACUGUGUCGCUACUAGCUGGAAUUGUUUCCCAUCACCUAGUUUUCCGACCGUUUGAGAUUGAUGGCUAUGCUUGGCAGCUGUUUUUCACAUACUUUACCGCAUUUUUCGUUUUAAUCGUUGGCAAUGUAUACGCUGCUGGUUAUAGCGCUACUCUGGCUUUGGUUCGCGCUUUGCUUGUCACAACCGCCUACAACACUGGAGUUAUAGCUAGUAUUCUCAUUUAUAGAGCCUUUUUUCACCCCCUAAGACGCUUUCCAGGACCAUUUUUGGCCAAGUUGUCUCGAUUCUAUGCCAUGGAUAAUGCAGCAAAGAGGGUCAAAGCAUAUGAAGACAUUCAAAAUCUCCAUAAAGAGUAUGGAGAUAUCGUUCGAGUUGGUCCUCGCGAACUAUCUAUCAAUCGACCGUCGGCUAUUAGAGCCAUCUAUGAACAUCCCACACGAACAACAAGAUCGCCUUGGUACGCACAGGUAUCGAAUGACGUAACCAAGAUUUCUCUAAAUUCGACUCGAGACUUGAAGGUGCACAAGCUUCGUAAGAAGGCUUGGGAGAGAGGAUUUGGUUUUCGAGCCCUGGCUGUCUACGCACCACGUGUAAGAGCCAAGAUAGAUCUUCUGCUAUCAAAAAUUGCCGAGCAUAGUGGCCGCCCGAUUGAUAUGACGGAAUAUGCCAUGUUCUUUGGAUUUGAUGUCAUGGGAGAUGUUGGAUUUUCGAAAGAUUUCCAUAUGCUCGAAUCAGGGAGUGAGCAUCCAGCCAUUAAAGGUGUUCAUGAAAGCAUGUUGGCUAUUGGCGUUCUAGGCACAGCGCCAUGGCUAUUAUCCAUGAUCUCUAAAGUGCCAGGCGCGGCAGCGGGCUUUUCUCGCUUCACUACAUGGUGUCACCAGCAACUUCAAGAGAAGCGUAAGGUUGUGGCCGACGAAAUGGCAAUGUUCAAAGACCAAGAUCCGCGAGAUGUCAUAUCUUGGCUGAUCAAGGCAUUCAACGAAGGCGAUUCAUCAGCUCCUCCUGGUGAGAUGGCUAUGCAAGAAGAUGCUCGCCUCUUGAUUAUUACCGGAAGUGACACAACGAGUGCAGUUAUAACUAAUGCGCUUUACUUUCUCGCACGAAAUCCCGAUUGCUAUCGGCAACUUCAAGUAGCAGUUGAAGAGCAAUUCCCAAGAGGCGUCAAUGACUGGACAUAUGAGAGAAGCAUCCCGUACGUAGACUAUGUUAUUCAGGAGACACUGAGACUGAAACCUUCAGUCCCUGGCGGCCUGCCUCGAGUGGUGCCUCCACAAGGUCUCAUGAUUGACAACGACUUUAUACCAGGCGGCACAGUUAUUGCAGUUCCGACUUAUACGAUACAACGAGACCCGCGAUUCUGGCACGACGCACAUGUCUUUGAGCCGAAAAGAUGGGAGAACCUUUCUACGGAAAAUGCUCCCUGGAUUCCAUUUACUCGAGGUCAAUGGGCUUGUCCGGGCAGAAAUUUCGCCAUGAUGGAGAUUCGGAUGGUCAUUAGCCGGAUCGCGCUCCAAUAUACCAUUGCAAUUGCGGAGGAGGAUCUCGGGAAGAGGUUUGACAAGGAGGUCAAGGAUACUUUUACUUUGACGCUGCCACCAUUGCGGCUUGUGUUUAGCCCCAAAUGA
Trichoderma asperellum CBS 433.97 is the source of this 1689-nucleotide messenger RNA. Lineage: Eukaryota; Fungi; Ascomycota; Sordariomycetes; Hypocreales; Hypocreaceae. The record is from RefSeq and is a predicted model, not a curated record.